Messenger RNA from Ixodes scapularis (black-legged tick), 639 nucleotides. RefSeq lists its product as uncharacterized. The record is from RefSeq and is a predicted model, not a curated record. The transcript has a single exon. NCBI's taxonomy places the organism in Eukaryota, Metazoa, Arthropoda, Arachnida, Ixodida, Ixodidae. The coding region runs from base 1 to 639 and encodes 212 amino acids.
AUGCCAAGGCCAAGAGGGAGCUCUGUGCAAGGUUUGUGUCCUCUUUGGGCAGGAAAAGGGAGCCAUCAGAAACUCGGCGGCUUGGUGCUGACUCCCUUUGUGCGUUGGAAAAACGCACUAGAGACCUUCAAAACACACAGCGAGACCGAAUACCACAAGGCGGCCGUUCUCGACGCCGACAAGUUCGUACAAGCCGUGCAAGGAGAGUCAGUGAAGGAAAGGAUGGACUCCGCUGCUCGCGUGCAGAGGCAGACGAACCGGAAGAAGCUCAUAUCAAUAAUAGAACUCGUAUUAUUUUGCGGGAGGCAAGGCAUAGCUCUCAGAGGACACCGUGACGCCGGACCACUCACUUUGGAGGACCCUUUCGAAAAUGACGGGAACUUUCGUGCACUGGUGCGCUUGAAAAUUCGCAGCGGGGACGAUCUUCUCAGAGAUCACCUGGAGACAGCACCAGGCAAUGCGACGUACCUAAGCCCGCAAAUACAAAACGAAAUCUUGGUGGCGAGCAGCACUCUGGUUCAGCAGACCAUUGUCAGUCAAGUCAACAGCGCGAAGUGCUUCUCCCUGCUUGCGGACGAAACAACAGACAUUUCGGGUAAGAAAUGUUAUUAUUAUUGUUUAUACUUCAUUUCAAACUAA